Messenger RNA from Striga asiatica, 714 nucleotides. NCBI's taxonomy places the organism in Eukaryota, Viridiplantae, Streptophyta, Magnoliopsida, Lamiales, Orobanchaceae. The record is from the annotation of a GenBank genome assembly.
AUGAGCGCCAUCUUGGAAAGCAAUGAGCUGGAAAUCGGCCUGAGUAAUCUUCUCAGGGAAGGGCCUCAGCAAAAUGUAUCAAAAAACAAAAUUAAAAAACGUAGGGCACUGUACUUGGCGAUCGAGCUUGGAGAUGAGAAGAUCGGAGUAUACAGAGGAGAUAAACACAGAGAAUCCGAGAACAAGGAUCAGCAAGCGAUGGGAUCGAAUUCGAUCCAUUUUUUCCGUCUCUCCCUGAAAGUGAGUUGGGUCAAACGGAGGCUGUGUAGUUCCAAGGACGAUAUGCGAGAGAUGGCGCUGAGACUGGCGCUGUACCUAUCGGAAAUGGACCCCUCGAAAGCCUUCAACUUUGGAUUGUGCCUUCCUCCUCGUGUAGCUACACCAAGCCGGUGGCGGAUCUUCCUGGCCGCAACCGUGGUCCCGACAUUCGUCUUUAUCACGACAUCCAGCAACACGGAGGCCGAGCUCGACGACUGCCACCAAUGCGACCCAGCAAAAGAAGGCCCCGUUUGGGAACAUCACUACCCGACCCUACCUGGUCAUGGCGAUGGCCAUCCCAUUCUUCCAGCAGAUGAUAGGAAUUGCGGUUAUCUCUUUCUACGUACCAAUCAUUUUCAAAACGAUCGGGUCGGAGUGGGUCUCUCACAGGGACGGAUGGACACUAUGGAACAUAUGUCGAAGAAAAGACAAAGUUGGAGAACUUGCGAGACAUAA